Molecule: messenger RNA, 361 nt
Organism: Culex quinquefasciatus (southern house mosquito)
Lineage: Eukaryota; Metazoa; Arthropoda; Insecta; Diptera; Culicidae
Exons: 2
Coding region: 12-353 (113 amino acids)
Source: RefSeq, a predicted model, not a curated record
AAGAAACUUCUAUGGACGACAGGGUGUCCUCGUCGCUGAUCCACCACAAGCAGACUGGCAAGCACAAACCCCACCAGGACUGGGAAAGUCGCGAGCGAAAACCGUGUGGUGUGCGCGACAACGGUGUCUCAAUCCUACGCGGAAGCUUCGACACGUCAUUCAAUUGCCGGAAUUCACGCACCCCACGACUCCGGCUUCCUUCUUGGUCAGAAACCCGGUUCCGGAAUUUGCCAACGAAGCUCUCUUUGGCACCGCCGUAUUCGACAGCGUGCCACGGGCCGCGGUCGUCUCCGGAAGGCUUGGACCACCUCCCCUUCUCAGGCCUGUCCUUCGUUGCGUUUUUGGAGUUGUGAUGACGGAA